GCAUGACCAGUUUCUACAGAGAAGUUGAAGAUGAAGAAGGAGCUCCAUCGCCAGCCGUGAAUCGUUUUCGACACCGCAACAUCAAACUGCUUAUCUCCAUUGCACGUUCGUGACUAGUUCUUGCAUGGCGAGCUUCUGGGGCCACGUGCGAGUCACCCUAACUUGGCUGCUUCCGGUGUCCCUGGCAGCCGUGAUGGUGGUGCUGGUGGUGUUGUACGCGAUCAGAGAAGUUCCCCGUGUUGAACGGCAGCCACGCUUUAUUUCUACAUCCCCCAUGGGCGUCUACCACACCUGGGCGGCUAUCACUGGCGCCGAAUAUUGCGCAGGAACACCCAGGCGCAUUCUGGAGAUGAACGGGACCAUCGCAGACGUAACGGUGGCGAGCCAGUUGUGCCAGAGCGUGAUGAACCCGCACCAGUGCGGCCUUGGUGGUGGCUUCAUCUCCGUCUACUACAACCACGCCACUCGGAAAGCAAAGGCCUUCAAUGCACGCGAGUGGGCACCCUCAGCAGCCUGGUCCAACAUGUUUCUGGCUAACAGCACUCUCUCAUCUUACGGCUUUCUUGCAGCAGCGGUGCCAGGAGAGCUGAUGGGCUACCGAAGUAUGCUGGACAGUAUUGGCUCACGUGUUCCAUGGGCUGAACUGUUCAAGGACGCCGAAGCACUUGCACGCAACGGAUUUCCAGUCUACGCCGACUUGGAACGCUUACUCAAGCAGAAUGAAAAGGUCAUCACCGCUGACGAGGCACUCUGUGAGGUAUUCUGCAGCCGAUUGUACCCCCAGAACAAGACGACCGUGGUCAUCAACGAGACCCUCCGGAUGCCAGCACUGGCUGAUACCUUGGCUACCAUUGCACGGGAAGGCCAUCAAGCCUUUUAUGGCGGCUCCGUGGGCAAGAUGUUAUCUGAUGAUAUACGAAGAAAGGGUGGUCUGAUAACGCUCCAGGACCUUAGGUCUUACACCGUCAAGGUCGACGACGCAUUGCGUCGAGUACUCCAUGACAACGUGACCGUCCUGGCGCCACCACCUCCUGCCGGAGGCAUCUUGACAGCGUUCAUGCUCGCGGUGAUGGACAGCUACCGAAAUCCCGAGGCACCCACGGUAAAGAGCUUGCCCGACAACGACGAGACCUUCCACCGGCUCGUCGAGGUCACCAAGUUCGCCUUCGCCGGGCGUAUGGAAAUUGGAGACCCAGAGCAUAUCGAUAUUUCGGCCGUGGUGAAAAACAUCUCCUCUUCCUCGUUCCUCUCUGAGGUGCGCUCGAGGAUCAAACAAUACCCGGUAAGCGACUACCGCUACUACGGGCUGCGCUACCAAGGCAGAGAGAGCCAUAGCUCGUGUCAGUUUGUCGUCAUCAUGCCGGACGGCGACGCGCUGGCUCAGAUGAGCUCCCUCAACAGAGAUUUUGGGGCACUGGCCAUCUCAGCAUCCACUGGCGUGCUGCUCAACAACGAAAUGGACGACUUCGCGAAUCCUGGAAAGGCGAACACUUUCGGCCUUGUGUCCAGCGCCACCAAUUACAUACGGCCCAAGAAACGACCCACGUCUUCCAUGUCGCCGCUCGUGAUAACAGACGCCGACGGAAGCGUCGUCAUGGCCACCUCGUCCACGGGUGCCUUCUUCAUUUGCAGCGGACUGACGCAGGUGGUGAUGCGGUCGCUGUGGAUGAACCACACUGUCAAGGAGGCCAUCGACGCCCCUCGAAUUCACCACCAACUACCCGCUCCAGAAGUUCUUGCAGAGGAGCGGAUCGACCAGGACGUUCUUCAAGGCCUUCUUAAUCGCAAGCAUCAAGUCAAGUUCUUCAAGUGGUACGGCGAAGCUAUCGCUCUCCUUCGAAGGCCCGGGGACAAUCGCAUCUACGGAUCGUAUGACUACCGCUUUCAGAUAACCGGUGGAAUGGAUGGAGACUGAUCUGCGUGCCUGUUCUCAACGGAUGUUCUCUCUUUCCGCGUCCGUGUGAAUUUUCACUAUGAACAAUUUCGUCACGUGCCACUUAACUGAGACGUGUGUUUUUAGUCAAUCUUAGCGAAAGGAUAUUCCUUAAGUCAUUCCUGUUUUAGCUUAUUGUCCUUUCUCUUUGUUCCUCAGUCUAUUAGUUACAUUAAAUUAAUGCUCUUAUCUAA
Messenger RNA from Dermacentor albipictus, 2127 nucleotides. Its product is annotated as glutathione hydrolase 1 proenzyme-like. Gene Ontology annotation, cellular component: plasma membrane. Gene Ontology annotation, molecular function: glutathione gamma-glutamate hydrolase. Gene Ontology annotation, biological process: glutathione catabolic process. Lineage: Eukaryota; Metazoa; Arthropoda; Arachnida; Ixodida; Ixodidae. The record is from RefSeq and is a predicted model, not a curated record.